Molecule: messenger RNA, 7086 nt
Organism: Mucor velutinosus
Lineage: Eukaryota; Fungi; Mucoromycota; Mucoromycetes; Mucorales; Mucoraceae
Exons: 12
Coding region: 1-7086 (2361 amino acids)
Biological process (GO): negative regulation of macroautophagy; protein phosphorylation; TOR signaling
Cellular component (GO): nucleus; TORC2 complex; TORC1 complex
Molecular function (GO): protein-containing complex binding; protein serine/threonine kinase activity; protein binding
Source: RefSeq, a predicted model, not a curated record
AUGGCCACAGUUGCUAUGCUCAACUCUCAGGAAAACCUGAACAGAAUAUUCAGUGAACUUAAAUCAAAACACGAAGAUAGACGUAUAAAAGCAGCAGAUGAACUUCGUGAAACAGCAGCAACGGCUUCAAGAGAGCUAUCAGAAGAGAACCUCGUCCGCUUUACAAACGACAUCAACAAACGAUUCUUUGACUGGACUCAUGGAAAUGACAACAAUGAGAAACUGGGCGCCAUCAUUGGUAUAGACCGUUUAAUUGGGUCAGAGCCAGAAAGCAAUGCUACACGUUUCCAUAAUUAUCUUCAACACAUGUUACCCCAUCAUGAUCAACAAAUCAUGGUCCCAGCUGCAAAAGCGUUAGGUCGCUUAGCCGUCAGUUCAUCAGCCUUCACUGCGGAUUUAGUGGAUACACAAGUCGAGCAUGCACUGGAAUGGCUUCAAGGGGAUCGCAGUCGUUUAGCAGCCGUCUUGGUGCUGAGGGAAUUAGCAGUAAACGCACCCACGUUAAUUUAUGCAUAUGUGCCUCGUAUCCUGGACCUCAUCUGGGUGGCAUUAAGAGAUUCGAGAAAUGUCAUUCGUGAGUAUGCAGCUGAUUGUCUUUCACAGUGUUUGGAAAUCGUACAGCAGCGUGAAACACCCAUGCGAAAGACGUGGUAUGCUCGAAUUUGGGAGGAAGUGAAUCGUGGGUUGCGCAUGAAUAGUCCAGAAGCUACGCACGGUAGUUUAUUGGCGAUGAGAGAGCUUUUGUUACAUGCUGGCAUGUUCAUGACAGACAUGUACAAAGAUGUGUGCGAUAUCACAUUGCGCUUAAAAGAUGCUCGUGAUGCGUUGAUUCGAAAGACUGUAGUAUCCAUCAUUCCAACACUCGCAUGCUAUGAUCCAGCAACAUUUUCCGAACUCUAUUUGCACAAAUCCAUGAGUCAUUUGCUCAACUUGCUUCGUAAGAGCAACGAAAAGAGAGAUGCCUUUAUCGCCAUUGGACAAGUCGCUAUUCAAGUCAAGAGCAACAUGAGUCCUUAUUUGGAUGCCACUCUAACGUGUAUCAAAGAAGCAUUAAUGAUGAAAGGACGUCAGAGAAAGGAAAACGAAUCAGCCAUCUUUACAUGUAUCAGCAUGUUGGCUACUGCUGUUGGACAGGCAUUGACCAAGUAUUUGCAUGAUCUGUUGGACCUCAUGUUUCACUGUGGCUUAUCCGAGCCAUUAGUGGCAGCAUUGAGCAAUAUUGCAGAUCGUAUCAAGCCAUUAUCACCUGUGAUCCAAGAGCGCUUGCUAAAUGUCAUUUCCAUCACCAUCAGUGGACAGCCAUACAAACAGCCUGGAGCACCUACCAACCGCACCAUCAUUCAGACCGUUGAGCGACCACUGCGAGAAAAUGGAUUAGGCGAUGGAAAAGACAACGACACCAUUGUGCUUGCAUUGACGACAUUGGGCUCCUUUGAUUUCUCCAACCACGUACUAAACGAAUUUGUGCGCGAUUGCAUUGUGAAUUAUUUGGACGACGAUCUUCCCGAGAUUAGAAAAGCAGCUGCCGUUACUUGCAGCCAGUUGUUUGUGCGUGAUCCCAUCUGUAACCAGACCAGUGCGCACGCCAUCAAAGUCGUGGGUGAAGUGCUGGAGAAGCUACUGACAGUCGGUAUCGCAGAUCCAGAUCCCGUGAUUCGAGAAACCGUGUUGUCGUCGCUGGAUGUGCGCUUUGAUCGUCAUUUAGCACAAGCAGAUAAUGUCAGGUCGCUCUUUAUCGCUCUCAAUGAUGAAGUAUUCGCUAUUCGAGAGAUAUCCAUUACCAUCAUUGGCCGAUUGACCACCUUCAAUCCAGCCUAUGUCAUGCCAUCGCUGAGAAAGACAUUGAUUCAGCUAUUGACAGAGUUGGAGUAUUCCGUGGUGAGUCGACAAAAGGAGGAAUCAGCUCGUUUGGUGUCCUUGUUGGUCAGAGCAGCUCAGCGACUCACAAAGCCCUACAUUGAACCUGUGCUUAAAGUAUUGCUACCAAAAGCAAGAGAUCCUUCCACGGGUGUCGUGUCUGCUGUGUUGGGUGCGUUGGGUGAAUUGGCUGCUGUCAGUGGUGAAGACAUGCGACCCCAUUUAGAUGAACUGAUGCCCUUGAUCAUGGAAACAUUGCAAGAUCAGAGCUCCAGUGCCAAACGUGAUGCUGCUCUCAAGACAUUGGGUCAAUUGGCCAGCAACACAGGUUUUGUGAUUGAGCCUUAUACCAAGUAUCCAGCGCUGUUGAAUAUUCUCAUCAACAUUAUGAAGACGGAGCAAAACCCCACCAUCAGAAGAGAAACGGUCAAAUUGAUGGGUAUUCUUGGUGCCCUGGAUCCCUACAAACACAAGAUGAAUGCCAUUGGUAACUCCAGUGAGGAAUUGGCUGAUCCCAAGUUGGCAAGCAACGAUGUGACGCUGCUCAUGAUGGGCAUUGGACCCUCAUCUGAAGACUACUACCCACAAGUGGUGAUGCAUUCACUGAUGAAGAUUCUAAGAGAUCCCUCGCUGAGCCAACACCACUACGCUGUGAUUGAUGCCAUCAUGUUCAUCUUCAAGACACUGGGCCUCAAAGUUGUGCAGUUCUUGCCCUUGGUGAUUCCUGGAUUCCUGUCUCUGAUGCGCACAUCGUCCUCCAACAUGCUGGAACUCUACUUUCACAAACUGGGCGAUUUAGUGUCCAUUGUCAAGCAGCAUAUUCGAAACUACCUUAAGGACAUUUUUGACUUGAUUGACGACUACUGGACACCUUUAUCCACGAUUCAAAUCACCAUCAUCUCGCUGAUUGAAGCCAUUGCCAAGGCAUUGGACGGUGAACUCAAGGUCUACUUGCCUCGCUUGCUGCCUCACAUGCUGCAAAUCUUUGACAGCGAUGAUACUGACCGAAGACUGCCUACCAUCAAAGUGUUGCACGCCUUUGUUGUGUUUGGUGCCAAUAUUGAGGAAUACAUGCAUUUGGUGAUCCCUGCUGUUGUCAAAUUCUUUGAAAAGCCUGAUGCGCCUGUUUCUGUGCGUCGUCAAGCCAUUUCCACCAUCACAGCGCUCUGCAAAAAGGUCAACAUGUUUGACUAUGCCUCUCGCAUCAUUCACCCUCUGGCGCGUGUGCUGCCGGUGCUGCCAAUGGAAGCCAGAAACGUCGCCAUGGAUCUAUUGUGUGCCCUUGUCUUUCAACUGGGCACCGACUAUACCAAGUUUAUCCCUGUGAUCAACAAAGUGCUGACACGCCAUCGCAUCUCACAUGCCAACUAUGAGCUGCUGAUUGGAAAGCUGCUCAAGGGCGAGAAUCUGCCUCAGGAGCUGGGCAAGGCAUUUGACGACAGAGACGCCAAGGGCGACGAAACACCUUCCGUAGAUCAAAGUGCGGCCAAGAAACAACCUGUCAAUCAACAGCAUCUCAAAAAGGCCUGGGAGGCAUCACAACGAUCUACGCGAGAGGAUUGGAUGGAAUGGAUUCGUCGAUUGAGUGUAGAGCUACUCAAGCAAUCGCCCUCACACGCGCUCCGUGCCUGUGUCUUUUUAGCGUCUGUAUACACACCUCUUGCUCGCGAGCUGUUUAACGCUGCCUUUGUCUCUUGCUGGAACGAGCUGUACGAUCAAUACGUGGAUGAGCUCGUCAAAUCGCUCGAAGUGGCUCUCAAAGCGCCCAAUAUCCCACCAGAGAUCAUUCAGAUUUUGCUGCAUUUGGCUGAAUUCAUGGAACACGACAACAAGAUGCUGCCCAUUGAUAUCCGCACCUUGGCUGUCUAUGCUCAAAAGUGCCACGCCUAUGCCAAAGCCCUGCACUACAAGGAAACUGAGUUCCACAUUGAGCAAUCAUUUGAAGCAGUCGAGAUGCUCAUGUCCAUCAACAACCUCUUGCAACAGCCUGACGCAGCAAUGGGUAUCCUGACAUUUGCUCAAGACUCGUUGGGUCUGGAACGCAGAGUGUCUUGGUUUGAGAAGCUGCACAGAUACCAAGAUGCUUUGGACGCUUAUGAAGCACAACAAUUAGAGAACCCCAAUUCCAUGGAGAUCACGCUGGGUCGUAUGCGAUGUCUGCAUGCGCUGGGUGAGUGGGAUCAGCUUUCUGCGCUGGCGCAAGAGAAAUGGAUUCACGCACCACUGGAUAACCGCAAGAGUAUGGCGCCCUUUGCUGCUGCUGCUGCGUGGGGUCAAGGUCAAUGGGAACAGAUGGAGGAGUACAUUGCACUCUUGAAAACAGAGAGCCCUGAUCGCACCUUUUUCCGUGCCAUUCUAGCCAUGCAUCGCAACAGAUACGCAGAAGCAGAAAAGUUCAUUGACAAGACGCGUGAUUUGCUGGAUACUGAACUGACGGCUCUGUUGGGCGAGAGUUACAACCGUGCCUAUGCCACUGUAGUGCGCGUGCAAAUGUUGGCUGAAUUGGAGGAGAUGAUCAUUUACAAGCAAUCAGCCAACGACAUUGAGCGACAAGGAGAAAUCAGACGUACCUGGGUCAAGCGUUUGGAGGGCUGUGAGCGCAAUGUGGAGGUCUGGCAACGCAUUCUUCGUGUCAGAACCAUGGUGAUCUCGCCUCAAGAAGACAUGGAAAUGUGGAUCAAGUUUGCCAAUCUGUGUCGCAAGAGUGGCCGUUUCUCUCUGUCUGAAAAGACGUUGCGUAGUCUGAUGGAAGCUGACGGCGAUGGUUCAGGCACGCCUCAUCCCAAGAUUGUGUAUGCUCAGCUGAAGCACAUGUGGGAUUCUGCUUCGAUUGCACCCGCUGAAAGAGCCCCUGCCAUCCGUGCCAGAGCUCUGAGUAUUUUGCGUGAUUUCACUGCUCAAAAGACACAAGACCUUGGCUUGAAUCCAGAUGAAAUGGCGGUUAGUAUGCCCAUUGAUCCCAGUCGUAUCACGGACGAUGUUGCUGAAUACACGCGUCUACUGAGUCGAUGCUAUUUGCGUCAAGGCGAAUGGCAACGUGCACUGUCUUAUGAGCUCUCCCAGGAGACUAUCCCCGAGAUUUUGUGUUCUUUCCUGCUGGCAACUCGCUUUGAUCAAAACUGGUACAAGGCAUGGCACUCAUGGGCACUGGCUAACUUUGACAUCAUUGAUUACCACGAACGACUUCAUCCAGAUCAACUACCUGCACAAAUCUUCAACCAUCACAUUGUACCUGCAGUGCAAGGUUUCUUUAGAUCCAUUGCCUUGUCCAAGGAAAACUCGCUGCAAGACACAUUGCGUCUCUUGACACUGUGGUUCAAGUAUGGCUAUCAGGCAGAAGUCAGCGCUGCUAUCGGCGAAGGUUUUGGCACCAUCAGUAUUGAUGUCUGGUUGCAAGUCAUUCCUCAACUGAUUGCGCGUAUUCAUGCUCCCAACGCAACCGUGCGUCUGUUGAUUCACCAGCUGCUGACGGAUAUUGGCCGUGAGCAUCCUCAAGCCCUUGUCUAUUCCUUGACCGUCGCUUCCAAGUCUCAGAGUGUCCCUCGUCGAAGAGCCACCUUUGUCAUUAUGGACCGCAUGCGUAUGCACAGUGCUGUGCUCGUAGAACAGGCCCUGAUGGUCAGCCAAGAACUGAUUCGAGUCGCUAUUUUGUGGCAUGAAAUGUGGCACGAGGGCCUUGAAGAGGCGUCUCGUCUCUACUUUGGUGAUCGCAAUGUGGAAGCCAUGUUUGCUACCUUGGAGCCUCUGCAUCAAAUGCUAGAUCGUGGGCCUGAAACCAUGCGUGAAGAGUCGUUUGUUCAGGCGUUUGGUCGUGAUUUGCAGGAAGCACAGGAGUGGUGUCAUCGUUACCAAGAGACCAGAGACCUCAACAAUUUGAACCAAGCUUGGGAGCUAUAUUAUCAAGUGUUUAGACGCAUUGUCAGACAGUUGCCUCAAUUGACCAGCUUGGAAUUGCAAUACAUCUCACCCCAGUUGCUGGAAGCGCGCAACCUGGAGCUUUGUGUGCCUGGUUAUUAUCGCAGUGGUGAACCUACUGUUCGUAUUGUCAAGUUCAACCCCAACUUGAGUGUCAUUGCCUCCAAACAAAGACCCAGAAAGCUGACCAUGGUGGGCAGUGAUGGCAAAGACUACAUGUAUCUGCUCAAGGGCCACGAAGAUUUGCGUCAAGAUGAACGUGUGAUGCAACUGUUUGGCUUGGUCAACACAUUGCUUACCAAUGAUGCCGAGACCUUCAAACGUCAUCUGAACAUUCAGCGCUACCCAGCCGUGCCACUUUCUCCCAAUUCAGGUCUCAUUGGUUGGGUGACAGAGACAGAUACCCUGCACACACUAAUUCGCGACUACAGAGACAGUAGAAAGAUCCUACUCAACUUGGAACAUCGCUUGAUGCUGCAAAUGGCACCCAAUUACGACAAUUUAACCGUGAUUCAAAAGGUGGAAGUCUUGCAAUACGCCUUUGAAAAGACAAGCGGGCAAGAUUUAUACAAUGUGCUUUGGCUCAAGAGUCGCAAUUCGGAAGCAUGGCUGGACAGACGUACCAACUAUACCCGAUCUUUGGCUGUCAUGUCCAUGGUAGGCUACAUCCUGGGUCUUGGUGAUCGUCAUCCUUCCAAUCUCAUGCUGCAUCGUGUCACUGGUAAAGUGGUUCAUAUUGAUUUUGGUGAUUGUUUUGAAGUAGCCAUGCACCGUGAAAAGUUCCCUGAAAAGAUUCCCUUCCGUUUAACGCGUAUGUUGGUCAAGGCCAUGGAAGUCAGUGGUAUUGAAGGUAAUUUCCGUACCACGUGUGAGCACGUCAUGCGUGUGUUGCGCGAUAACAAGGAGAGUUUGAUGGCUGUAUUGGAGGCCUUUGUGUAUGAUCCCUUGAUCAAUUGGAGAUUGUUGAAUACACAACCACAGAGUCCCGCUCAAACUGAUCGUAUGAGAGGUAUGGAGAGUAUGGCACAUGCACACGAAGAUGGUCCAGAUGACGGUCAUCGCAACUUUUCUGUCAGUCGAAGAUUGAACCGCAUUGAAGUGGAAGCCGUGGCUAAUGAAAACCCGCAAGGCCCUGAAUUGCUAAACUCAAGAGCUGUUGCAGUCGUGAACCGAGUAUCCAACAAGUUGACUGGUCGUGAUUUUAACCCUCGAGUGACAUUGGAUGUCCCUACACAAGUUGAAAAAUUGAUUCAACAAGCAACUUCAUUAGAGAAUCUCUGUCAAUGUUAUGUUGGCUGGUGUGCAUUCUGGUAA